AUGAACGGCUCCAUGACCUCGUGGCUGCGCACCCUCCCCGUCUUCACCUUGGCCUUUGUUGUUCGCGGCAGUGAUUGUGGCUCCUCCCUGGAUUGUGUGAAGGGCACGUUGGCAGCCGUCAUGCAGGCGGCAGAAGCGAAGGCUAAGGCAGAGGGAGAGCUCGAGGAUCGCUACAACUGCCUUCAGGGACUGCAGGACUUCGUGUCCUGGCAGCAGGACCGGAAGGACUAUUGCUGCACCAAGCACGGCUUGGGCUGCCCAGGAGAAGCUCCCGACACAAAAACCAUCUACGUAAGCAGUGGCGAGACGGUGGACGAGGACGUGUCGGAUGAGUUUGCGGUGAAGUUUGCUGAGCACGCCGCGAACUCUGCAGGCUGGAGCUAUAGUGCCUCCACCAAGUCGGGCGGGCCUUUGCCACCUUGGCUCAGCUUUGACCCGAAUACGCUCAAGCUCAGCGGCACGGCUCCAGAUGAGAUGGAAACGGAUGUUGCUGUGAAGGCGGUGAGUAUGUCUGCUCCUCCCGUCACCUCGAACUACAACAUCCGGAGCAAGGCGAUGCCGCCCACGGAGCUGGAGGUUCUUGCAAUCGCGGGACACCCGAUGAACUACCCCUUGCCUUCAUCUUCCCUUGACUCCACGACUCCCAAGCAGUAUGAGAUGAAAAUUGCGCCCGGCAGCAGCGUGCCUGAGUGGCUCCUGUUUGAUCAGACGUCCGGCACCUUGUCUGGCGUCCCUCCGCAGAAGGACGAGUACACGCUGCACAUCUCAGAGGGCAGUGGAAGCGAGGAGAAGACUCAGAUUGUCAAGCUCCGGGUAGAAGAAUCCGGCAACACUGGCAAGACAGAUGUACAUGGAGUGACAGCUACUGAUGUUGAACUUCCCCCGGCGGUGGGGGAGGUCGCGGCACCAUUGCAAUACACCUUGCCUGCUGGAGCUGCAGAUCCUUCCAGCACGGCCUCCACGGCGGAUGGUGAGGUUCUGCCGGCCUGGCUUCACUUUGACGCUGCUUCCGGAAAGCUCUCCGGAACUCCAACACAACCGGCGGAGAUUCCCGUGCAAAUCAAGUCCGCGACUGAAGUGGAUCACAUCAAAGUCAAGGUCCACGCAUCGCCUUCGGCCGAGAAGGACAACAAUCCUGUCCACGAGGUGGUUGCAAUCACAGGACACGCCAUGAAUCACCAGUUGCCUUCAUCUUCCGUGGACUCCACGACUCCCAAAAUGUAUCACAUGAAAGCGGCGCCCGGCAGCAGCGUGCCUGACUGGCUCCUGUUCGAUCAGACGUCCGCUACAUUGUCUGGCGUGCCUUCGGAAAAGGGCGAAUACACGCUGCACAUCUCGGAGGGCAGUGGAAGCGAGGAGAAGACUCAGGUUGUCAAGCUCCGGGUAGAGGAAUCCGGCAAGACAGAUGUAAAUGGAGUGGCUGCUACUGAUGUUGAGCUUCCCCCAGCGGUGGGAGAGGUCGCGGCACCAUUGCAGUACGCCUUGCCUGCCGGAGUUGCAGAUCCUUCCAGCACGGCCUCCACGGCGGAUGGUGAGCCGCUGCCCUCCUGGCUCAGCUUUGAUGCUGCCUCAGGCAAGUUGUCGGGGACGCCAGCACAAGCCGAGGAGAUUCCCGUGCAAGUCAAGUCAGGCACGGAAGUGGAUCACUUCAAAGUCAAGAUCCACAGCAAGAACCAGCAGUCGGUGCCUCCCCUGGAUCCCAAGGAGAGCACAAGGACUUGCCCACUGAGCGACAUGAUGUGCUCGCCCUUGGACAUGAACAUGACACCCUCCAAGGCCAUCCAGGAGUUCGCGGAUGCCCACGCCUGCCAGCUCGCCUGUCGAGAAGAGCCGUCCUGCGGCUGCUUCUCUUACUUCCCGAGCCUCAAGCUCUGCCACUUUGCGUCUCGGCAGCCCAGCUUGGUACCCUUUUUCCCUUUUCUUUUUUUGUUUGGUUCAAGGUCCCCUUAUGAAGUAGCCCACCCGAAAAAGGGUGCCCUUAUCGUAAUCUAA
Molecule: messenger RNA, 1992 nt
Organism: Symbiodinium natans
Lineage: Eukaryota; Dinophyceae; Suessiales; Symbiodiniaceae
Source: the annotation of a GenBank genome assembly